Molecule: messenger RNA, 2021 nt
Organism: Nematostella vectensis (starlet sea anemone)
Lineage: Eukaryota; Metazoa; Cnidaria; Anthozoa; Actiniaria; Edwardsiidae
Product: lactadherin
Exons: 4
Coding region: 646-1512 (288 amino acids)
Source: RefSeq, a predicted model, not a curated record
GCAUACACCAGUGCAGAGCGCGCCAGCCAAUAUAUGAAUAAUAUGUUCUCGCUAGUUCUGGAGAUUUCAGGACUGCUUGAAUCAGUAUAGUUUAUAAUCUUCCGUUUCGUUAGAAUAAUAAUAUAAAUGAUAUAAUAGACUUUGCUUUGAAAGUUGUUAAUUAUUAACCGUAAAAUGACUUUGAUUUGUUAAGUGUGUUUCGAAAACUUUUUUUACAAGAACAACUCGGCUUUCAGCCCAUCAGAACAAAAAUAAAUAGCGCUACCAAUUGACUAAAGUGAACAUUAAAAUCGGCAUAGUAUCUACAAUAGUUACCUCAAUGUUACAAUGCCAGUGUCUUGUUAAUUAACUUGUUAAGUUAAUGUUCUUUGUUAAUGUGACGUGCAGCAAAUCGCCAGUGGUGAUAACCCCGAUGCCUUCCAAUCUCGCCCAAUAAACCUUAAGAGUGGAAAUGCAAACAAGUUUUGGCCCGAUAAAUAAUGGAGGGUACGGUACUGCGCGAGGGUUAAACAGGAAGGUGCAGCGGCGCAUCCCAGGGGUGCAAUCAGUGCGCGAGGUAGAGAGGCGUCAAAACCUGCAAUAAUACAGUCCGUUCUAGCUCUUCGACUAGGGACAAGGAGUGCGGGAGUGUGUGCGUUUGGAGAAAUGAAAACGGAUUUCCCCGCAUUUCUCCUGGUUUUGUUGGCGUCACUGGGAGCCGCAUUGGCAGACUGUAGACGGAAAACAACAUCAAGCAUUCCCGGCAAGGUCCUUUAUCGUCACGUGAUCAAAUCCCUCCAAUGUGAUUACAGGCAUUGUGUCGCACUAUGCAAAAGCAUGGCUGAUUGCCGCAGUGUGAACAUCCACCUAAGCCAGGACAAGUGUGACCUGAGUAACGCAACGCAUUUGUCACACCCCCGUGACAUGAGAAGUGUGACAGAUGGUUGGAUUUACCUGUUGUUCUUCACUCAUCCGUACUUCUGCAGCUCGCUAGCGUGCUGUGAACGAUUCGAAGACUGCAAUCAGAUCUGCCGAAUGGAAGAUGACGGAAGUCGACCAAAAUGCUCUACAUGUCAAGCGAAUCCUUUAGGAAUAGAAGACAGAACAAUCAAAGACCCACAGAUGUCUGCUUCGUCUGUGUACUUAGGCACCGCAAUGCCUGCAUACAACGCUCGUCUUAACAAUGAUAAAGCAUGGGCUGCGGGCAACCGCCAGAAUCAAUUCCUUCAAGUUGAUUUUGGCCGUCAAGCAGCAGUUGUCAAAAUCGCCACUCAAGGCCACCCCAAAUGGGCUUUACAGCAGUGGGUAAGAUCAUAUACUCUCAGCUCAAGUGAGGAUGGUCAAGUGUGGAGGGACCACGUAGCAGCAAGUGGGGAAACGGUGGUGUUCCAGGGAAACACAAACCCUAACGGCAUUGUGACCAACACUGUAAGCCCACCCUUGGAAGGACGCUACGUGAGGAUAAACACCAAGAAGUUCAGUAACUUCAUAGCGAUGAGGAUUGAACUGUACGGGUGUUUUACAGUGCAGUGACCAACAGCAGCACGAGGACGUAUCCAAAACGUGGUAUUCACCUGCAUCACGCGAAAUUAUCCUUUAGAUGUAAUCAAGAGAGCAUAAGAUAAGAGAGGGACACUUUGGUAUUACCCGCGCGCCAUGUCGAUUCCGAAUCCGGCUAUUUUUAGUAACCACCACCGUGAGCAUUUUUACUUGUUUGCCGCUAUUUUGUGACUGGAAACCGAAAAACCCCACCCUAUUUGCACAAAUACCAUCGAAAAUGUCAUUCUAGCAUCAAGGAUACGGGCAGUUGCAGUUUAUUAAGGGGAUGUAGUACUUCGAGGAUUGCAAGAUUUCCAAAACAAGACUUCAUUCAAAAUCAAGAGCGAAAAACCUCGUGCUUCAACCACCGUUUUACUCUAAUUUGCUGCUUCUUCGUGGUUUCUCAACAUUCAUUAUCUUCGUAAUGGUCAAACGAAAUCUGUAAGUUAGACAUUAGAUAUAAUAUUGAUUUUUGUGAAUAUUCCGGUGAAUUGGGAAGGAAU